UGUUGUGAGAAUUAUCAAUUACUAAUUUGUAUAAAAAUGGGAAGAAUGGAGCUUCCGGUUUUGGACAAGUGCUGCUUUGUUCUGGAUUUGAAGACAGGAUGCAUUGUCUUGGGAGUAGUGAAUUCCAUUCUGACAUUCGUCCUGGCAGUAAUCCUCAUAACCUUCGCGGUGGAUCUCAAGGACUUGCCAGAGACGAAGCGGGACGGCGUCGACGAAGGGGGGAUGUUCUCUAUCCUGUACAUCUCCGUAAUCAUUUUUGUUACGAUCCUGUUCGCGAAGUUCGUACUCGACUUACUAUUCGUAUGGGCUGUCUACAAGGAAAAGAGUGGCAUCAUAAAGAAGUAUUGCAUCUUCUGGAUCGUCGUCCUGGUGCUUCACAUCAUCGGUUUCCUCAAAUCAAUGUCCCAGAUGAGUGCCGGACAUUUGAUUUCACAAAUACUGUUCUUAGCUGAAAACUUCUAUUACAUCGCUAUCGUCCGAAGCUUCUUGAAAUCGAUUAACGAAGAUGGAGUCAUAUAAACAGUUGGCGGUCCCAGGAAUCGAUGUUUUUUCUAUUUUUUCCUUUUUUAUCUUGAUAUUUUUAAACAAAUAUGUUAAACAAGAAAUCGAAAUAUAGCGGUGU
Messenger RNA from Pararge aegeria (speckled wood butterfly), 622 nucleotides. RefSeq lists its product as uncharacterized. The record is from RefSeq and is a predicted model, not a curated record. Bases 37 to 519 code for a protein of 160 amino acids. Lineage: Eukaryota; Metazoa; Arthropoda; Insecta; Lepidoptera; Nymphalidae. The transcript is spliced from 5 exons.